CAGCUGCUACUGCGUGCGCGUGCUGGUGGUCUGUGGUGUGUGUUGCACCCACGAUCUUCCACACACGCACAGAUCAGCGGGCAGAUGCGAUCUGCUUUGCAUCGCGAACCGUGCGAAGUCGGGAAAGCACACAGAAUCGUAAAUCAUCGGCAUCCGGACGUCAAGCAUUCAGCUCACUCACUCUAUCCAUCCAUCCAUCCAUCCAUCCAUCCAUCCAUCCACCCACCACUCCCUGCUAUUCUCACUCAGACGUGACGUGACGCCGACACUGCGAGCGACCGAAGAUGACCUUCGAUUUGGCCGAGUGGGCGACGCCUUACGCUAUUCAAGCAGGUCUGCCGCUCCUGCCUGCCCAUCUGAGCACCAUCAUCCGCAGUCUCGCGCUGUGGACAACCUUGCAGCUCCUCUCUUCCCUCGUCUCUCCCUACAUCUUCCCCAACACAUAUCCCAAACUCAAGAGGAGCACGAGGAUAUCGUGGGACGUUCAUUUUGUCGCUUUGGUGCACGCAGCCAUCAUCACCCCGCUCUGCGGAAAAGUGUGGUGGGAUGUAUACCAGCAUGGCGGCCUGAACGGCACUCACCCCUUGGCGCUGAGGAGGGUGUAUGGAUACACUUUCGAGGCCGGACAAGUCUAUGCCAUCGCCAUUGGCUACUUCAUCUGGGACACUGUUGUCUCCAUCCUCUUCGAUGGACCGGCCUUCGUAGCCCACGGAGUCGUCGCGCUCACCGCAUUUGUGCUUGUCUAUCACCCAAUCUUCAUGUAUGAUGGAUUAGGCUUUCUCCUGUGGGAGCUCAGCACACCUUUCCUCAACAUCCACUGGUUCCUAGACAAGCUCGGCAAGACCGGAAGCAAGAUCCAGCUCAUCAACGCCGUUUUCUUGCUGUCCACUUACGUGAUCGCUCGCUUGACGUUUGGCGUUUACAACUCCUACUCGUGGUUCAUGAAUGUCAACUUCCCUGCCACGCCGCACGUGCCGCCCAUUCCCAUCUCUUACCGGGUCUUUUACACCCUCGGCAACAUCACCCUGAACAGCCUGAACUUUAUUUGGUUUAGAGCCAUGAUUCGCGCAGUGCAAAAACGAUUCACAGCCGCACCGGCUGACGGGUCCAACAAACUCGACGCCAAAGCGAUUGCCGAGGGCAAACAGGGCGUUCAGGUCGGAGUGACUGGCAAGGACGAUUCGCAAUUUGAGAGGGAAGCCGGGGUGGGAAAGUACUCUCGGCCCGACAUUGGUAGCUAUGGUGGAGAGAGGGAAGCUAGAUGGCGCAAAGUUGCCAAAUCGGCCGAAUAAGCUUGAGCCCAGCGCGUCGUCGAUCCUGCAACCAUCUAGACUCCGAUCCACCGCACGUGCUUUUGCGGAGGACGUCGUUUCGGGCACAGCUCCAACAGACAUCUCCCCUUUGGAGCGCAUACGACAGUCCGGCACAAACCGGCCUCACACCCGCUUCCACAUUUCAUGGAAUUCAUUGCAUUUGACAUUCACGCUCGUCGGCUUACAAGGAGUGCCUAGUCCAAACGAAACGUGCAGGUCCGCAUCGAGGAGCCGAUAAGAAAUGGUCAGCGGCCUUCAGA
Ceraceosorus guamensis is the source of this 1573-nucleotide messenger RNA. Its product is annotated as DUF887-domain-containing protein. Bases 285 to 1292 code for a protein of 335 amino acids. The transcript has 5 exons. Lineage: Eukaryota; Fungi; Basidiomycota; Exobasidiomycetes; Ceraceosorales; Ceraceosoraceae. The record is from RefSeq and is a predicted model, not a curated record. Gene Ontology annotation, biological process: lipid homeostasis. Gene Ontology annotation, cellular component: endoplasmic reticulum; membrane.